GGCUGCGAGGCCGCUCGGAGGACGCACCUCGGCCGGCCGGCGCAGCCCGCACCGCGCCCGGAGCUCAGCCCCGCGGAGGCGGAGGACACGGCUUCCACGGAGGGGUCCCUCCCCGGACUCCCGUGGCCACCAUGGCGCGGCUGGCGGCGUCCCGGCGCCCAGGGCUGCUGGCGCGUCUCCUCGGUGGCACCUGGUGCCUGCUCUGUGUGGCCGGACAGGUAUGUGGAGACCAAAGCCAAGGGGCUGUUUUCCUGAGAGAAUUUACACUGAUUCGAAGAGAGAGCCUUCAUGAAGAUUUUCUGUCUGACCUCUUGAAUAAUCAUAAAACUGAAGACUCGAGCUCCCGGACAGCGCGCUCCGAGGAGGACCGCGACGGCCUCUGGGACGCCUGGGGCCCCUGGAGCGAGUGUUCCCGCACCUGCGGGGGAGGCGCCUCCUACUCCCUGCGAAGAUGUCUCAGCAGCAAGAGCUGUGAAGGAAGAAAUAUCAGAUACAGAACUUGCAGUAAUGUGGACUGCCCACCAGAAGCAGGUGAUUUCCGAGCUCAGCAAUGCUCGGCUCAUAAUGAUGUCAAGCACCAUGGCCAGUUUUAUGAGUGGCUUCCCGUGUCUAAUGACCCUGACAAUCCAUGUUCGCUCAAGUGCCAAGCCAAAGGAACAAACCUAGUUGUUGAACUAGCCCCUAAGGUCUUAGACGGUACUCGUUGCUACACCGAAUCUUUGGAUAUGUGCAUCAGCGGUUUAUGUCAAAUUGUUGGCUGCGACCACCAGCUGGGAAGCACCGCUAAGGAGGAUAACUGUGGGGUCUGCACCGGAGAUGGGUCCACCUGCCGGCUGGUCCGAGGGCAAUAUAAAUCCCAGCUCUCUGCAACUAAAUUGGAUGAUACUGUGGUUGCCAUUCCAUAUGGAAGUAGACAUAUUCGCCUUGUCUUAAAAGGACCUGAUCACUUGUAUCUGGAAACCAAAACCCUCCAAGGGGGUAAAGGUGAAAACAGUCUCAGCUCUACAGGCAACUUUCUUGUGGAUAAUUCUAGUGUGGACUUCCAGAAAUUUCCAGACAAAGAGAUAUUGAGAAUGACUGGACCACUGACAGCAGAUUUUAUUAUCAAGAUCCGGAAUUCGGGGCCUGCAGACAGCACAGUCCAGUUCAUCUUCUAUCAGCCCAUCAUCCACCGCUGGAGGGAGACAGAUUUCUUUCCUUGCUCAGCAACCUGUGGAGGAGGUUACCAGCUAACAUCUGCUGAGUGUUAUGAUCUCCGGAGCAACAGAGUGGUUGCUGAUCAGUACUGUCACUAUUACCCAGAGAACAUCAAGCCCAAACCCAAGCUCCAGGAGUGCAACUUGGAUCCUUGUCCUGCCAGUGACGGAUACAAGCAGAUCAUGCCUUAUGACCUCUACCAUCCCCUUCCUCGGUGGGAGGCCACCCCAUGGACCGCGUGCUCCUCCUCGUGUGGGGGGGGCAUCCAGAGCCGGGCAGUUUCCUGUGUGGAGGAGGACAUCCAGGGGCAUGUCACUUCAGUGGAAGAGUGGAAAUGCAUGUACACCCCUAAGAUGCCCAUCGUGCAGCCCUGCAACAUUUUUGACUGCCCUAAAUGGCUGGCACAGGAGUGGUCUCCGUGCACAGUGACAUGUGGCCAGGGCCUCAGGUACCGUGUGGUCCUCUGCAUGGACCACCGAGGGAUGCACACAGGAGGCUGCAGCCCGAAAACAAAGCCCCACAUAAAAGAGGAAUGCAUCAUACCGACUCCAUGCUACAAACCCAAAGAGAAACUCCCCGUGGAGGCCAAGCUGCCAUGGUACAAACAGGCUCAGGAGCUGGAAGAAGCAGCUGCCGUGUCAGAAGAGCCCUCGUUCGUCCCAGAGGCCUGGUCAGCCUGUACAGUCACGUGUGGUGUGGGGAUCCAGGUGCGAAUAGUCAGGUGCCAGGUGCUCCUGUCUUUCUCACAGUCCGUGGCUGACCUGCCUGUUGAAGAGUGUGAAGGCCCCAAGCCGGCAUCCCAGCGUGCCUGUUAUGCAGGACCAUGCAACGGGGAGAUUCCUGAGUUUAACACGGACGACGCAGAUGGGCUCCUGGGUGGCCUGCAGGAUCUCGAUGUGCUGUAUGACUGGACGUAUGAGGGGUUCACCAAGUGCUCCCAGUCAUGUGGAGGAGGUGUCCAAGAGGCUGUGGUGAGCUGCCUGAACAAAGAGACUCGGGAGCAUGCUGAUUCAAACCUGUGCGUGACCAGCCGCCGGCCCCCACAGCGCCUGGAACCAUGCAACUUGGAUCCCUGCCCAGGAAGGUGGGAAACUGGCCGAUGGAGUCCGUGUAGCUUUACCUGUGGCGUUGGCCUGCAAACCAGAGAUGUCUUCUGCUCCCAUCUGCUUUCCAGAGAGAUGAAUGAGAUGGUGAUUCUGGCUGAUGAGCUGUGUCAUGGCCCCAAGCCCAGCACAGUACAAGUUUGCAACCGUUUCAACUGUCCCCCGGCCUGGUACCCCGAACAGUGGCAGCCGUGUUCCAGGACCUGUGGAGGAGGUGUUCAGAAACGUGAGGUUCUUUGCAAGCAGCGCAUGGCUGAUGGCAGCUUCCUGGAGCUUCCUGACACCUUCUGUUCUGCCUCCAAGCCAGUGUCCCAGCAAGACUGCAAGAAAGAAGACUGCCCCAGUGAGUGGCUUCUCUCCAACUGGACAGAGUGUUCCACAAGCUGUGGGGAAGGCACCCAGACGCGAAGUGCCGUUUGCCAGAAAGUGCUGAAAACCGGGGUCUCCACUGUUGUCAAUUCUACGCUGUGCCCACCCCUGCCUUUCUCUUCCUCCAUCAGGCCCUGUAUGCUGGCAGCCUGUGCAAGGCCUGGGCAGCCAUCCACAAAGUACAGCCCUCAGAUCACUGCUGCACGGAACGUGUAUAUCCAGAUGCGGCGACAGAGGAAACUGCACUUCGUCAUGGGUGGAAUCGCCUACUUGCUGCCCAAGACAGCCGUGGUACUCCGGUGCCACACACGAAGGUUCCACAAGCCGCUCAUCACAUGGGAGAAGGAUGGUCAGCACCUCAUCAGCUCUGCCCAUGUCACAGUGGCCCAUUUUGGCUACCUGAAGAUCCACCGCCUUAGGCCCUCUGAUGCUGGCGUGUACACCUGCUCUGCAGGACCUGCCAGGGAACAGUUUGUGAUUAAGCUCAUUGGAGGUAACCGCAAGCUCAUGGCACGGCCGGUGAGCCUUCCCAGUGAAGAAGAAGCCCUUCCAGAGAGGAAGUCCAGCCCAAAGGAGGCCCUACAGACCCACAAACACCAGAAUGGGAUCUUCUCCAACAGCAGCAAGGCUGAGAAGUGGGGUCUCACUCCUGACUUGGGGAGCCGCUAUGAUGACAUUGUCUCCCGGCUGUUGGAGCAUGGGGGCUGGCCCGAAGAGCUUCUGGCUUCCUGGGAGCUGCAAGACUUCACAGAAAGGAACGCAUCCUCCGAAGAGGAUCCAAAUGCUGAGCAGGCCCUUCUGCACCUCCCUUUCACCUUGGUGGCUGAGCAGAAACGCCUAGACAACAUUCUCAGGAACCUCUCCCAGCAGCCUGAGGAGCUACGUGACCUAUACAGCAAGCACCUGGUAGCCCAGCUGGCCCAGGACAUCUUCCGCAGCCACCUGGAACAGCAGGACAUGCUUCUUAAGCCCUCAGAGCAGAGGUUUCCCCUAGCGGCCACACCUCAUAAACACGUGUCCAGCUUCAGCACCUCCCUGCGGACCUCUGCCAGCGAGGCCAGCGGCAGCUCUCGCAGGCCACAUCGCAAGCCUACCAUCUUGCGGAAGAUCUCAGCUGCUCAGCAGCUAUCUGCCUCUGAGGUUGUCACCCACCUUGGGCAGACUGUAGUCCUGGCCAGUGGGACGCUGAGUGUGCUGCUAAACUGUGAAGCCAUUGGCAACCCAAGGCCGACCAUCAGCUGGGUCAGGAAUGGGGAAGAGAUUCAAUUCAGUGACAGGAUUCUUCUACAGCCAGAUGAUUCCUUACAGAUUUUGUCACCAGUGGAAGCUGAUGUGGGUUUCUACACUUGCAAUGCCACAAAUGCCUUAGGAUAUGACUCUGUCUCCAUUGCCGUCACAUUAGCAGGAAAGCCACUGAUGAAGACAUCUCGAAUGACUGUGAUCAACACAGAGAAGCCUACGGUCACUGUGGAUAUAGGAAGCACCGUCAAAACAGUGCAGGGCGUGAAUGUGACAAUUAACUGCCAAGUUGCAGGUGUGCCUGAAGCUGAAGUCACCUGGUUUAGGAAUAAAAGCAAUCUGGGCUCCUCUCACCACCUGCAUGAGGGCUCCUUGCUGCUGGUAAAUGUGUCAUCCUCGGAUCAGGGCCUGUACUCCUGCAGGGCAGCCAAUCUUCAUGGACAGCUGACUGAGCACACCCAUCUCCUCAUUCUAGAUCCUCCCCAGGUCCCCACACAGUUGGAAGAUAUCAGGGCCUUGCUCUCAGCUACUGGCCUGAACCUUCCUUCAGUGUUGACAUCCCCUAUGGGAACACAGCUGGUCCUGGAUCCUGGGAAUUCAGCUCUCCUUGGCUGCCCCAUCAAAGGUCACCCCAUGCCCAACAUCACCUGGCUCCACCGUGGUCAGCCAAUCACCACUGCCACAGGACUGACACAUCACAUCUUAGCAGCUGGACAGAUCCUGCAGGUUGCAAAUCUCAGUGUUGGGUCCCAAGGAGAAUUCAGUUGCCUCGCUCAGAAUGAAGCAGGGUUGCUCACACAGAAGGCAUCGUUAGUGAUCCAAGAUUACUGGUGGUCUGUGGACAGACUGGUCACCUGCUCGGCGUCUUGUGGUAACAGAGGGGUUCAGCAGCCUCGUCUCAGGUGUCUGCUGAACAACACAGAGGUUGACCCCGAGCACUGUUCCGGGAAGGUCCGCCCUGCUGUGCAGCCCGUCGCCUGCAACCGGAGGGACUGUCCUUCUCGGUGGAUGGUGACUUCCUGGUCCGCCUGUACCCGGAGCUGUGGUGGUGGCAUCCAGACCCGCCGGGUGACCUGCCAGAAGCUGAAGGCCUCGGGGUUCUCCACCCCUGUGUCCAAUGACUUGUGCAUCCAGCAUGCCAAACGCCCUGUGGACACCCAAGCCUGUAACCAACAGCUGUGUGUGGAGUGGGCCUUCUCCAGUUGGGGCCAGUGCAAUGGGCCUUGCAUGGGGCCCCACAUGGCCGUGCAGCAUAGACAGGUCUUCUGCCAGACCCGGGACGGCAUCACCUUACCAUCAGAGCAGUGCAGUGCCCUCCCCAGGCCCGUGAGCUCUCAGAACUGCUGGUCAGAAGCCUGCAGUGUACACUGGAGGGUUAGCCUGUGGACCCUGUGCACGGCGACCUGCGGCAACUAUGGCUUCCAGUCCCGGCGGGUGGAGUGUGUGCACGCCCACACCAACAAGGCUGUGUCUGACCACCUGUGUGCCUGGGGGGCCCGGCCUGCCAACUGGCAACGCUGCAACAUCACCCCGUGUGAAAACAGGGAGUGCAGAGACACCACCAGGUACUGCGAGAAGGUGAAACAGCUGAACCUCUGCCAGCUCAGCCAGUUCAAACUGCGCUGCUGUGGAACGUGUGGCAAAGCAUGAAGAGAGGGCACGAGAAAGAACCCUUCCCCGACUGCACAAAGGACUCGCAGCCACCUCCUCCACCACCUCGGACAGAACCUCCACUUCACGUAUUUGGCCUGCCCACCCUCCCACAUCCCCACCUCCACUGCUAAGGGCCGCAGCAGCUUUUCUUUCCCAGUGAGCUGGAGGACUGAUGUGUCAGGGGAUCCCGGGGCAGACGGCCCAGCUCCCUUGCAGAGCUAACUUCCUCUCAUCCGAGCUGGCUCUCUGAAAGGACAGGCCAGGCCGAGGAAGAGGGAGCCACAGCUCCCGCGGACAGGAGGAUCCCUGAGGGCUUGGGAAGUAUUGAUGCAAAGCUCAAACGCACCUGCAUCUUUCUUGGAAGCUGCUAAUGCAAGUGUUGUUCCCUUGUCUUCUCCUCGGCUCCCCUGAUGAUAAGGACAGGGGGACUGUGGUCCAGCACUUCAGUUCCUCUGGUGGGAAACAGAGAAGAGCGCUCAGACACAGAGAUGUAGCAGUAAAGGGGGAGACGAUCAAAGGAGGCCGAAGGCACACAGAAAUGCAGAAAAGUACAGAAAGGGAAAGGAGAGAAGUGGGAAAAGCCUGUGUAACUCAGUGGGGAGGAGCAAGGAGACAGAAGGGGCUUUGGGGCAGUGCAGGAGUCUCAUGAGAUGGGCUCUGAAUCCUGGUGCAUGCAUGCACCUCCAUGGGUUCGGGGAAGGUUCAGGGAUGUUUAGAGUGCUGCUGCCCUUUCAGAGUCCCCACUGACCAGGUAGGAGACCUGCCCCUCCAGGAAUGAGGGAAGAGUCCCUGCUCCCUGCUGAGUAAACUUUCUACCUGUGCAGCGAUGGCAAAGCCAGCAGGUGGUCAGCAUUCAAGCAUGCAGCAAAGCUGCUUCUGAUGUCUCCUUGCUUAAGUCGAGUCCCCAGCUCUGAACUAACUGCUGCUGUUGGCCAGGGACACUCCUGAGCAUGCACAGGCUUCCUCCCUGACAUAGCCUUUGCUGGGGACUCGGGCCUGUUGGUCAAAAUCAAUUUGCCAGAGAAUAUCUAUCUGUCUGAAGUAACCACUUCCUCCAGAGCUGGCCAGUGGGACAGUGGGGUGGGAUACUCACUGGGUUGGUGCACGCCAAUGGCACAGCCUGCCUGUCCCAGCCACCACUUCUAGGGUCUGCAGGCCCCACAUGGAGUACUGUGAGAGCUGCUGUACAUAGUAUUUAUGUGGCAGAUCAGGGGAGAUGAUGAGGAGCAAAGCCAAAGGGUAAAGACUUCUGGUCAGUCCUCAAAAGCUUUCCAACCCAUCCCCUCACACAAUGAAAUACCAUAACCCUUAUAGUAAUUAACAGACCACAGUUUUGGUGAUUCAGCUGCUCAGCAGGCAAAGCAGUGUACACACUUGUGCAGCACACACCAGCUUUGGUGAGACACUACAGCAAAGGCAAGAGGCAAAGCAAACACUGGGCAACUGUGCAGUGAAUUGCUCGUGCAGCAGAGGGCAACUACGGGCAAAUAGCUUUUACCUCGUCCCACUGAGUGGCCCAUUUAGCAAGGGGGCAGCCAGAGUCAUCUACCCCCCCAAUAAGCCAUCCCUCAUACACACAUUCAAGAAACGCCACUUACCCAAGGCCAUCAUUGACAUGAGGGCUGCAUUUUCCAGCCAGCCUAGAAGUGAGAUUUGGGCGGAAAUAAUAUUAAUCUGUCUUUUCUAGUUGAGCAACAGAUAGAGUCUCUUUCUUCCUCACCACAAAACGAGACUUUAAGAAAUCAUAUUACUAAAAAUCAGUGUAAUGUUUAUUUAAAAUAAAAGAGAAUGUUUUCUAUGUAUAUCUUUUGUGAAUAUUUAUUAGGAUUUCUUGUAUAAAAAGUGCAAUAUUAAUAAUUGUACAUUGUCAUCCUAAAAAAAUAUUGGGGGGAUUUUUUUAAUUAACUUCCUGAAGCUGUGUUUUGUAAACUCAGUGCUGAUUAUUAUAUUUUUCCUGUCUUUAAUAGAGGCUGGUGUUUAACUCUGGAUCCAUUUUUCACUGUGUACAGAAUAUAUUGUCAAAGCUAAUAUGGGACACUAGAGGUGAUUCGUUUGUGAUGCAAUAUUAUGCACAGAAGAAUGAAGAUAAAUUCCACACUGUUAAUGCAAUUGAUCAUUUCUAGCUCAAUGGCUAUUGAAAAUCUGCAGUAAAUAUUUACAUUUUCUGAAAAGCAGGCAUCUUCCAGCUUUACCAGCCAUCGGGGUAUAGAGCUGGGGUGUAGAGCAAGCCGAGAGCCUAGGUUUGGGGUGAAAAGCAUGUGCUCCUUGCAUGAGAUGAAUGUACAUUUAAUGUUUGUUCUGUGAAUUGUGACUCAGCAGUACCACUGCUUGUGAGGGCUGCUGACUAAUGUGGAAGGAGGUACUUCUUCCUCUAAAACACAAAACUGUUAUUUAUAUUUUUUGUACAGAUAAUACAGCUUAUUUAUUUAAA
Molecule: messenger RNA, 7992 nt
Organism: Cavia porcellus (domestic guinea pig)
Lineage: Eukaryota; Metazoa; Chordata; Mammalia; Rodentia; Caviidae
Gene: Adamtsl1
Product: ADAMTS like 1
Exons: 30
Coding region: 132-5558 (1808 amino acids)
Biological process (GO): proteolysis; extracellular matrix organization
Cellular component (GO): extracellular matrix
Molecular function (GO): metalloendopeptidase activity
Source: RefSeq, a predicted model, not a curated record